Molecule: messenger RNA, 8647 nt
Organism: Equus caballus (horse)
Lineage: Eukaryota; Metazoa; Chordata; Mammalia; Perissodactyla; Equidae
Gene: OTOGL
Product: otogelin like
Biological process (GO): L-arabinose metabolic process
Cellular component (GO): extracellular matrix
Molecular function (GO): protein binding; alpha-L-arabinofuranosidase activity
Source: RefSeq, a predicted model, not a curated record
UGAGAAAACUCAAUUUAAUGAUACCUUGGAGUAUAUUCUUGCUUCAUAUACUGCUGUUUUUAUUACAAGGAUAUAUUUGUGCAUCAUCCAUCUUGACGGGAUUAUCAAAAAAAGGGUUUAAUGAAAAUCGGCAGAAAAGAGCUCUGUUAGCAGCACAGUUUGAAGCAACUUCUCCAAGAUAUUUUUUCCAUGAAGGUAUUAAUUGGGGUGAGAGCAAAAUAAAAGGUUCUUGUCCUCAUGAAUGCCUUAACGGAGCUUUCUGUUCUAAGACUGGUACAUGUGACUGUCAAAUAUUUCAGGCGCUUGGGACAAGGUGCCAGAUUGUGCCAAACAUGGGCAGUGGCAGAGAUGGGAUUUGCAAAACCUGGGGACAGUACCACUUUGAAACUUUUGAUGGCAUCUACUACUAUUUCCCAGGAAACUGUUCUUACAUUUUUGCAAAGGACUGUGGUAAUUUGGAGCCUCAGUACACUGUAUGGGUUCAUAAUAGUCCUAAGUGCCUUGCUUCAGUGUAUUAUUGUUAUCGGUCAAUCAGCUUGUUCUUUUCAGACCAAGAGGAAAUUCGAAUUUAUGGGCAUGAAAUAAAAAAGGAUGGAAUCAGUCUAACAUUGCCUCAGACAAUUGGACAAGUUUCCAUUGAGAAACUAGCUGACUACAUUCUGGUGAAAACAACGUUUGGUUUUUCAUUGGCUUGGGAUGGAAUAUCUGGAAUUUACCUCAAAUUGUCUGAGAAGCAUAAAGGGAAAUCGUGUGGCUUAUGUGGAAACUACAAUAGCAUUCAAUCUGAUGAUUUCGUCAUUCAAGAAGAGGACUACACAGAAGACAUUGCUAUGUUUGCAAAUAGUUGGUUGGUGCAAACGCUAGAUGACAACAAAUGUGUACCCACAGCGUCAGAUUUUCCAAAUCCGUGCUCCAGUGGAAUGCCAGCAUUUGAGGCAAUCUUCUUCAAGUGUCAGAUACUGUUGCAGUUUCCUUUUUUGAGCUGCCAUGAAUAUAUUGAUCCAUAUUUAUAUAUUGCCAGCUGUGUUAAUGAUCUUUGCAAAACUGAUGAUGAUGAUACCUAUUGUCGAGCGGCCACUGAGUAUGCUAGAGCCUGUUCCCAUGCUGGCUAUCCUAUUCAGGACUGGAGAGAUGACUUUCCCGCAUGCACUGAUAAAUGUGAUGACAGCUUUGUCCAUCGGGACUGUAUCAGUUGCUGUCCACCCACCUGCACGUUUGAGAAACAAUGUCUUGGGAGCAAUCUCCACUGUCUUGAUGGAUGUUACUGCCCAGAUGGCCUCAUAAUGGACAAUGGGACUUGCAUCUCCUUGGAAAAUUGCCCAUGCAGUUUUCAUGGAUUAGCUUAUUCAGUUGGUUCAAAAAUUGAACAAGAAUGUACUGAAUGUGUCUGUGUUGGUGGAGUUUGGAACUGCACUGAGCAUGACUGUCCAGUUCAAUGUUCUGUUGUGGGUGAUUCUCAUUUUACAACUUUUGAUGGUCGACAUUAUUCUUUCAUCGGAAUGUGCCAGUACAUCCUUGUGAAAGGAACUGGAAAAGAUAAAUUCACAAUCACUUUACAGAAAGCUCACUGUGAGCAGAACCUUGGCUUGGUCUGCCUUCAGUCUAUAACUCUAAUUCUGGAGGAUGACUUUAACAAACAAGUGACCCUUAGUAGGGGAGGACAAAUCCUCACCAGUCCUAACCAAGGCUUCAAUCUGAACGGCAUUGUUGAAAUUCAAACUCUGUCAUCCUUAUUUAUUCUUCUAAAAACCACAUUUGGUUUAAAGAUUCUGUUUGCUAUAGAUGGGGAAAGAAUUUAUAUUCAGCUCACUAGUACAUGGAAAAGAAGAACAUUAGGUCUGUGUGGCACUUUUAAUGGGAACAUAAGGGAUGAUUUUCUUUCUCCAUCAGGCAUGAUAGAAGGUACCCCACAACUUCACGCAAACGCGUGGAGAGUUUCCUCCACCUGUUUUGCGCCUCUUCAUGUUCCUGUCGUGGACCCCUGUAACAUUAAUCAACAGAACAUUGGAUAUGCAGCACACUGUGAUGUUAUCCACCGAGAGCUCUUUGCUCCUUGCCACGUGUACAUCAGCCCUGGACUGUACCAUCAGCUGUGCCGCCAUGAUGCAUGCAAGUGUGGGAGCACCUGCCUGUGCAAUGCUCUUGCCCACUAUGCCCACCUCUGUGGCCAGCGUGGUGUUCCCAUCGACUUCAGAGCUCAGGUUUCAUUCUGUGGGGUGGUGUGCCAGAAGGGCAUGCUGUACCAUCACUGCGCCUCCUUUUGUCGCCGCGCCUGCACUUCUCUCUCCUCCCCGGAGCAGUGCAGCGACGACUGUGCCGAGGGUUGCAACUGUCCUGAAGGCAGGUACUACGAAGACACACUCAGCUUCUGCGUGCCCAUAUUUCACUGCCGGUGUCAUUAUAGGGGCAGCGUUUAUCAACCUGGGGAGCUCAUCCCAACACCCUCGGGCUUAUGCCAGUGUUCAAAUGGAACUGUGAAAUGUGAUGAACCAGCAACGCCCUCUACUGUUCACGUCUGCCCCGAAGGAAAAGAGUAUUUUGACUGCGGGUUUCCUAACCCUGAACUGCCGGCUGGUGGUGUGAAUUGUGAGACGACAUGUGCAAACCUGGCCAUGAACUUCACUUGCGCCCCAUCCUCACCCUGUAUAAGUGGCUGUGUUUGUGCUCCAGGAAUGGCGGAGCACAAAGGGAAGUGCUAUGUUCCUGAAGGCUGUCCGUGCAUCUGGAAAGACUGGGAGUACCUCUCGGGAGAAGUCAUUGCUACGCCGUGUUAUACCUGUGUUUGUCGACGAGGAAUGUUCAAUUGCACGUAUUAUCCAUGCCCGGCAGUGUGCACAAUAUAUGGGGACCGGCAUUAUCAUUCUUUUGAUGGACUGGAAUAUGACUUUAUCAGUGAUUGCCAGGUAUUUUUGAUAAAGAGUGCAGAUGAUUCAGAUAUAUCUGUCAUUGCCCAGAACAAGAAAUGCUUUGAUAAUGACAUUGUUUGUUCUAAAAGUGUUUUGAUUUCAGUUGGAGACACUGAAAUUUACCUGAAUGAUACUCCUUACAAACAGAAACGAUCAGGGUUUUUUCUGGAAAAUAAACCUACAUACCAGCUUUGGAAGGCAGGGUACUACAUAGUAGUGUACUUUCCAGGGGAAGAUAUCACUCUUCUUUGGGACACAAAGACAACCAUUCAUAUCAAAGUUGGACCACAGUGGAAGAACAAACUCUCAGGAUUAUGUGGGAACUUUGACAAAUGUACUUCAAAUGAUAUGACCACAUCUAAUAACUUAGAAGUCAGAAAUGCCCAGGUAUUUGGAGAUAGCUGGGCAUUGGGACAGUGUGAAAGCCCAAGUGAAUCAUUUAAACCCUGUGAAGCACAUCAAAACAAGUUUCCUUAUGCCAAGAAGGAGUGCUCCAUCUUGUACAGUGAUGUUUUUGCUCCUUGCCACAAUGUGAUUGAUGUUACUUCUUUUGCCAAAAAUUGCCAUGAAGACACAUGCAACUGUAAUCUUGGUGGGGAUUGUGAAUGUUUAUGCACGAACGUAGCAGCGUAUGCAUACAAGUGCUGUCAGGAAGGGGUAUCGGUUCACUGGAGGUCAUCUACUAUCUGUUCACUUGAUUGUGAAUAUUACAAUGAAGGGCUUGGAGAAGGACCAUACAUGCUGGCAAGUUAUGGGCAGAGUGGCCUUGUUCUGGGGGCCAAUAUAAGCAGUAAAAGCGUUUUCUCUUUGCCAAGAAGUAGUAUUCAUGGCAAUAUAUUUUUUAGUUUUAUGAUCACUCCAGGUCUUUUCAAAGAGAAAGCAUCAUCACUGGCACUUGUUUCCUUGGAAUCUGCUGAAAGGCCAAACUACUUUCUCUAUGUCCAUGAUGAUGACACUCUGAGUCUGGAACUGUGGAAAGCAAAUUCAGCCUUUCAUCAGAGAGCCACAUUUUUCCACCAUCAGGGCCUCUGGAUUCCUGGUUACAGUGCAUUUGAGCUAUAUAGCAAGAAAGGAUUUUUCAUCAUACUCACAGAUUCUAGUAUCAAAGCAUCAAAAUAUGAUGAUUCUGAAGAAUUUAAACGUUCAAGUAGCUUCAGCAUAGAAGAAAUCCAGGCAAUAGUGCCUUACAGGAGGAUGUGUGAAUGGAAAUAUGAACCUUGUGCCACUCCCUGUUUUAAAACGUGUAGUGACCCUGAAGCACUAGCGUGUAAAUUUCUUCCACCGGUUGAAGGAUGCUUGCCUUACUGCCCCAAAAAUAUGAUCUUUGAUGAAGUCACCCUCAAAUGUGUUUAUCCAGGAGACUGCAUACCUCUGAUUCCUACAGAGCCAGCAGCAGUGCCACCAGGUCCAGAAGUGACCACCCCAUCAGAUUUCACGGUGCUUGACAUGCUCACACCGACAACAGGUUUGGAAUGUGAGCCUCAACAAUUUGAUCCUGUUUAUAAUUGUAGCCAAUAUAUAUGCCUUAAUAUGGAAUGGAAGCUGUUCAACUGGUCUCUCAAUUGCCCGAAGGACUUGGUGAUGCCUGACUGUGGUUUCCGGGGAAGACCCGUUCAGGUGAACAGGGAUAUCUGCUGCCCUGAGUGGGAAUGUCCUUGUCGGUGUUCCAUGUUGUCAGAGCUGAGCAUUAUCACAUUUGAUGGCAACAAUGCUGCUUUAUAUAGUAUGGCUUCUUAUAUCUUAGUCAGAAUUCCUGGGGAAAUUGUAAUUGCUCAUAUUGAAAAAUGUGCCAUGAAUCAGAAUGGAAACUCAUUUAAAAAGCUAGCUUCCUCUGGAAGAAUGUCUGGACUUUGUUUUAAGAAGUUAAAUUUGACAACAUCUGUACAUAAAGUACUUGUCAAUCGGGCAGCAAGAAAGGUGGAAGUGGAUUCUGUCGUCGUGCCUCUGCCCUUUUCAAAGCAAGAGCUGUCCAUAGAGGAUUCUGGCUCCAUGUAUGUGAUUACUACUCCAGCCGGACUGAUCAUCAAGUGGGCUCAUCUCACAGGCAUUGCAGACAUUCAUUUUGGCUUUCGAUUUAACUUGUCAUCCUACACAGAAGGACUUUGUGGAACUUGCAAUGAAGAUCCAGAUGAUGACCUCAGGAUGCAAAAUGGCACAAUUAUUACGAAUAUGGAAGACAUAGAAUUAUUUAUUGAGAGCUGGGAAAUUGAGAAAUCAUUUGAAGUAACAACGAGAAGACCUGUUAGGAAUUGUACUGAGCACAAUUGCAGCCACUGCAUUGAGUUAUUAAAUAGAAAAGGUUUCAUUCCAUGCCACGAUAAAGUUUCACCACAGGACUUCUGUGAAAAGAUGUGGAUCAAUUAUACCUAUUUUUGGAACUAUGAGUGUGACGCGCUUUCUGCGUAUGCAGCUCUGUGCAGCAAGUUUGACAUCUGCCUUCAGUGGAGAACACCUGAUUACUGCCCUCUGAGUUGCCCAGAAGGGAAGGACUAUCAACCCUGUGUGCAAACUUGUGAAGCAAGAACAUGUCUGAACAGAUGGUUCUAUGGACACUCUUCAUGUAUGAAUUUAAGAGAAGACUGUGUGUGCAAAAACGGAACCAUCCUUCACAGGCCAGAUUCAACUCAGUGCAUUCCAGAGAAAGAAUGUGCCUGCACUGAUUGGGAAGACCGACCCCGCGCUGCUGGGGAGGUUUGGAAUGGGGGCAUUGACGAAUGUGCCCUAUACAAAUGCUUGGAGAAUGGAAGCAUUAUUCCCAUAGAACCUGACUGUGAUGAAGAGCCCUCUCCAAUCUGUGAACGAGAAGCUGAAGUUGUCCUGGGCACCAUUGAUGAGUGGACCUGCUGUUCAAAGGAAGUUUGCGGUUGUGACAUGACCUUGUGUGAAACUACCUUUCCAACAUGUACAGAUAGUCAAAAAUUGACCGUUGGCCACAGCCCUCUUUCUUGCUGUCCGCAGUACCAAUGCGAAUGUGACCCAUUCAAAUGCCCCAUUAUUUCAAUACCAGAAUGCAGAGAAGAUCAAUUCAUGAUGCAAGUUCAACAGGACGAGUCUUGCUGUUUUUCUCCUGUCUGUGUUUGUGAAUCCUGUACUGAACCAAUUCUACUAUGUACUGAUGGGGAGUUUCUCACUGUGGAUCUUAAUACCACACACUUCUGUUGUCCUCAGUAUUACUGUGUUUGUGAGCCAAAUCUUUGUCCUAAGCCACUGCUCGACUGUGCAGAAGAUAUGAAACUUGCGAAAGAAAACGUCUCUGGUCAAUGUUGUCCAACGUGGCAUUGUGAAUGUAGCUGUGAAAACCUGGUUAUGCCAACUUGUGAAGUGGGAGAAUUUACUACAAUAGACCGUAACUUUCAGAGUGAUUGUGGAUGUGUGAAGUAUCUCUGUGAAAAGGAUGAUGUGUGCGUAUUUCAAGAAGUAUCAGUAUUGAAUCCUGGCCAAUCUAUGAUAAAGUAUUUGGAAGGAGACUUUUGUUAUACAAUAGAGUGUCUGGAAGAAAAAGAUAACCAUACAGGCUUUCACACUCUGAAUUUUACAAUGGUGAAUUGUUCAAAAGAAUGUGACAUUCACCAGGUAUACACUCCAUCUCCAAGUGAUUAUGACUGUUGUGGUACCUGCAAAAAUGUGUCCUGCAAAUUUCAAAGGGAAAAUGGAACAUCAGUUAUAUAUGAGGAGGGGAGUACCUGGCAUUAUAACUGCUCCACGUACGAGUGUGUGAAGACGGAUGAAGGGACAAUGAUUCUGAACUACAGUAUGGUCUGUCCUCCUUUUAAUGAGACAGAGUGCAAAAUGAAUGAAGGGAUUGUAAAGCUCUAUAAUGAAGGCUGUUGCAAGAUCUGCAAACGAGAAGAAAGAAUAUGUCAGAGAGUGAUCAUUAAAUCAAUUAUAAGGAGACAGGACUGUAUAAGUCAAAGCUCUAUAAAUGUCGCAUCUUGUGAUGGAAAAUGCCCAUCAGCUACCAUAUAUAACAUCAAUAUUGAGAGCCAUCUAAGAUUCUGCAAGUGUUGUCGUGAAAAUGGAGUGCGGAACUUGACUGUGCCACUGUACUGCUCGGGAAAUGGCACUGAAAUCAUGCACACUCUCCAGGAACCCAUCGACUGCACAUGCCAGUGGAACUGAACUUGGAUUCCGGGAGCUCUGUGCAACAUCAUAACAUUGAAUGGAGUUAACUUUUAUCUCUAUUAUUUAGGCACAGGGUGGAUUGAUACUGUUUAAUAAUAAUGUAUUUUUCAGACUAUUGGGACAUGGCAAUUUAACACUUGGUACAAAAUAUAUACAAUUUCCAUGGAAAAAUUAGAUUUAUUGAUUUUCUCUAUUUUGGAGAAUCAAAUGAUUUUAAGUUGUUCAGCUGAAAUGCUGUUAUGUAUAUAAUUGCUACAUGCCACAGACCUGGGAUAUUGUCAUCAACUAGAAGGUUAUUUUGCAGAAUUCCUUUCAGUUUCACUCAGUAGUUAUUUUUUAUUUGCCAAGUCUGUUAUAACUAUCCAAAUUAAGAUAUUCUUUUAUCUCUACAGCUUGGUAAAUGUAAUCAUUUAAAAUUGGCAUCUGGAUAGUCAUAAAGAGUGGUGUGCUUAGAGACAGAUCAUGGAAUUAGAAGAUUUUAGAUUAUUUAUAGCCUGAAUGGAUAUUAGGGAUGUUAUUGCAAAUUCCCUUCAUUUUGCAAGAGUAUCAGUUAACUGGAGAAGCUGUGUGACUUGUACAAAUUCAUUUGGUGUAACAAUAUAGUGAAUUCACAUUAACAACUGGGCUAAAUCUAGGUCUUUCUUAUUCCAGUCCUAAGUUCUUUUCUUCUGAACAGUAUAUUAAAGUGUCUAUCACAGAAGCUUUUAUUCUUGAAGAGUAUGCCUUGCACAGAAGAAAGAAUUUUAAAUUCAAUGCCUUUAAAAAGAAGGAAAAAAUGCAACACAUACAUAUGUAUAUAAAUACAUAUAAUAGUUAUCCCAGUAAUAAGGAAUGGGGAACUGUAGCAUCAGUUGCUAAAUAGCAGAGGGAUAUCAUGGGCUUUUAUUUUUUAUACCAUUAAAACUGUUAUUAAGUAUGUUUUUAGUAUUUAACAUUUAGUUAGCUAUUCCCUGUCUCAUGAAUGUCUAAUUUUUGAGAUGUAUAUGCAUACUAUUGAAGUUGCGUGCUAUUUUGCUUUUCAUGCUGCUGCUUCGCCAAUGAAGAAUGAAAUAAAAUGAUUUGAAUGUAUUAAUAAUUCUACAACAGAAUGUUGCACUUUUUAAAAACAGUAGAUUUUUGACAUUUGCAAAAAAUAUAUCCUGAGAUCUUUGCAAAUGCCCAAAUUCUUUGCCACUUAUGGUAUAUAGUUAUCUGAGUUUCCUUGUCUGUAAAAAGGAGAGAAUGCUCUAUAUGAUAUGAUUGUUGUGGGGAUCAAAUGAAGUCAAACAUCAACAAGAGAACAGCAAAGUUGCACUGAAAAGCAGAUGCUCGGGCCUGAUGGACGAGGCUCAGAUUUGAGCUAGGUGAUUUGCUCCCUUUCAAAAUCAUGCUUACCAGAAAAAUGGCAACUUAGUAGAUAUUUUGCACCUACAGGGAUACCCAGAAAUGGAUGAAAGAAUGAAAUGAACCUUGCAUCAAUGAAGUUCCAGUGUCUACUGUGUAUAAAAAUUGAUUUUAUCUUAUUUGUGCUUAAUAGAAGUGUUUCAUUUAGGCAUUCACUUUUUGAUAUUCUUUGAUUCCUGUUAACAUAUAGAUUGAAUUAAAUGUUUUCAGUUAAAAUAAAUUAACAUUUUGCUUAA